AAAAAGCCCAAAAUUCCAACUACUAAACUUUUUCGUGUUAUUGAUAUUCCCCAAAACGAUUAUAGUAUACCUACAGAGAAAUCAUCAAAUAAAUAUGUUCCAUACAGAAGUGCACAAUAUAAAGGAAAAACGUACAUUUAUAUGGAAGCAAACGAAUCGGACGAUUAUAUUGGUAAUAUAUCUUC
This is a messenger RNA of Plasmodium gaboni, 185 nucleotides long. Its product is annotated as putative EMP1-like protein. NCBI's taxonomy places the organism in Eukaryota, Apicomplexa, Aconoidasida, Haemosporida, Plasmodiidae. The transcript has a single exon. The annotation marks the transcript as partial. The record is from RefSeq and is a predicted model, not a curated record.